CUUCUGAUGGUGUGAUUAAUUGUGAUAUAAAAUAGUCCGCUGAAGAAGUGUGUGUGGUGGGAGGGGGCCAGGGGAGAGUAUGGAGGCAAGGCCAGAUUUGAUCUUUUAAUCUUCGUUGGCCACAAUUAAAACAAACCCGAUCGUGGAGCAGCGCGAUCCCUUUGCAUAAAAACAUAUGGCUUUUGCUAUAAAAAUUAUGACUGCAAAACACCGGACCAUUAAUAGCGUGCGGAGUGAUUUACGCGUUAUUGUUCUGCCGGGCGGACACGUGACGCGUGCGGCCAAUGGGGGCGCGGGCGCCGGCAACUUAUUAGGUGACUGUACUUCCCCCCCUGGUGCCACCAAGUUGUUACAUGAAAUCUGCAGUUUCAUAAUUUCCGCGGGCCGGGCCGGCCAGGCACGGGGCACGGCAAUGGCCACCACCGGGGCCCUGGGCAACUACUACGUGGACUCUUUCCUGCUGGGCGCCGACGCCGGCGAUGAGCUGAGCGCGGGCCGCUACGCACCGGGGACCCUGGGCCAGCCCCCCCGGCAGGCGGCGGCACUGGCCGAGCACCCCGACUUCAGCCCGUGCAGCUUCCAGUCCAAGGCGGCGGUGUUUGGCGCCUCGUGGAACCCGGUGCACGCGGCGGGCGCCAACGCCGUGCCCACUGCGGUGUACCACCACCAUCACCACCACCCCUACGUGCACCCCCAGGCGCCCGUGGCGGCGGCGGCCCCGGACGGCAGGUACAUGCGCUCCUGGCUGGAGCCCACGCCCGGCGCGCUCUCCUUCGCGGGCUUGCCCUCCAGCCGGCCUUACGGCAUUAAACCUGAACCGCUGUCGGCCAGAAGGGGUGACUGUCCCACGCUUGACACUCACACUUUGUCCCUGACUGACUAUGCUUGUGGUUCUCCUCCAGUUGAUAGAGAAAAACAACCCAGCGAAGGCGCCUUCUCGGAAAACAAUGCUGAGAGUGAGAGCAGCGGAGACAAGCCCCCCAUCGACCCCAAUAACCCGGCGGCCAACUGGCUUCACGCGCGCUCCACGCGGAAGAAGCGCUGCCCCUAUACGAAACACCAGACGCUGGAACUGGAGAAAGAGUUUCUGUUCAACAUGUACCUCACCAGGGACCGCAGGUAUGAGGUGGCCCGACUGCUCAACCUCACCGAGAGGCAGGUCAAAAUCUGGUUCCAGAACCGCAGGAUGAAAAUGAAGAAAAUCAACAAGGACCGAGCAAAAGACGAGUGACGCCAUCUGGGUUCAUUUAGAAACGAGAGCCAGCUAGAGAGAAAGAGAAAGGGCCGCCUGUCCCCUUCUCCCUUCUUUCACCCCAGCCUCAGCCUCCACCACCCCGCACAAAGCGGCUCUAAUCACCAGGCCUCAUCUCCCCCCUGGCAGACCCUGCUCAGGCUGGCUCCUAGGCCUGCCGCUUUGAUGGAGGAGGUAUUGUAAGUUUUCCAUUUUCUGUAAGACAAAAAGAAAAGAAAAGAAAAAGUAGGGGGCAUUAGCUCUAACGGCUGUGUGUGCUAGCUUGUACAUAUAUAUUUUUAAAAAUCUACCUGUUCCUGAUUUAAAACAAAAGGGGGGGGGACUACCUUUUUAUAAUGCACAAUUGUUGGCAGGCUGUAUAGAUUUUAGUCUGUGUAGUUAAUUUAAUUUGCUCUUUGUGGGGCAGAUCGCUCUGCUGAGAUACUUGAACACUGUGUUUUAUUGUGGUAAUUAUGUUUUGUGACUCAAAUUUCUGUGUACUGGGUAAUGCACCCGUUGUGAUUGUGAAAGCUAGAAUUCAAUUUGAACUCAGGUUGUUUAUGGGGAGGGGGGAGAGUUGCAUAGAGUAUAGCUCUGUAGUGGAAUAUGUCUUCUGUAUAACUAGGCUGUUAUCCUAUGAUUGUAAACUAGCUGUAAGAAUUUCCUAGUGAAAUAAAAUUUUUAAAAAGAAAAGAAAAAGGUUCUCCAGGAAGCAUAGAUUCAUGGUUUUCUCCACUUUUGAAAUAUGGGCAUUUUAAUCUCUACAUGCUCUAUAGUUCUGUCUUGUUCAUUGUAUAUGUAAUCUAUAUAUUAGAGAAAAAGUACAUAAUCAAACAAGCUUGAAUAUUGUUUUUGCACCAAACAGUGAGGAAAUUCGGAGCUAUACAUAUGUGCAGAAGGUUACUACCUAUGGUUUACGCUUAAUUUAAACCGGGGGAAAAAUGAAUGCUUAUUGUAACGGAGUUAAUUUUAUUGAUAAUAAAUUAUACACUAUGAAACCGCCAUUGGGCUACUGUAGAUUUGUAUCCUUGAUAAAUCGGGGGUUUUCAUCGGGCUAAACAUACACUGUAUAUUUUGCAAUAGUUACCUCAAGGCCUACUGACCAAAUUGUUGUGUUGAGAUGAUAUUUAACUUUUUGCCAAAUAAAAUAUAUUGAUUCUUUUUUA
This is a messenger RNA of Galeopterus variegatus (Sunda flying lemur), 2397 nucleotides long. RefSeq names its product homeobox A9 (gene HOXA9). The transcript is spliced from 2 exons. NCBI's taxonomy places the organism in Eukaryota, Metazoa, Chordata, Mammalia, Dermoptera, Cynocephalidae. Bases 176 to 1231 code for a protein of 351 amino acids. Gene Ontology annotation, molecular function: RNA polymerase II cis-regulatory region sequence-specific DNA binding; DNA-binding transcription factor activity, RNA polymerase II-specific. Gene Ontology annotation, biological process: embryonic skeletal system morphogenesis; anterior/posterior pattern specification; DNA-templated transcription. Gene Ontology annotation, cellular component: nucleus. The record is from RefSeq and is a predicted model, not a curated record.